Messenger RNA from Cornus florida, 1240 nucleotides. Its product is annotated as 14-3-3-like protein D. Lineage: Eukaryota; Viridiplantae; Streptophyta; Magnoliopsida; Cornales; Cornaceae. The record is from RefSeq and is a predicted model, not a curated record. Gene Ontology annotation, cellular component: cytoplasm. The transcript has 7 exons. Bases 117 to 902 code for a protein of 261 amino acids. Gene Ontology annotation, biological process: signal transduction.
UGCCCUCGACGGUCAGGGCAACCUCAAUAUUAAGUCCUUUCAUUUUUUAUAUCGACAGAGAGUGGGGAGUGAGGCAAAGAAGUCCGAAGCCAAAACCCUAACUUCACAGAACGUCCAUGGCUUCCACCAAAGAACGCGAGAACUUCGUCUACAUCGCCAAGCUCGCCGAACAAGCCGAACGCUACGAUGAAAUGGUGGAUUCUAUGAAGAAAGUAGCAAAGCUUGAUGUGGAAUUGACUAUUGAGGAGCGGAAUUUGCUGUCCGUUGGGUACAAGAACGUGAUUGGAGCUCGGAGGGCUUCGUGGCGUAUUUUAUCUUCGAUCGAGCAAAAGGAGGAAGCUAGAGGUCAUGAAUUGAAUGCGAAACGGAUCAAAGAGUACAGGCAAAAGGUUGAAUCGGAGUUAUCGAGCAUUUGUAGUGAUAUUAUGACUGUGAUCGACGAGCAUCUAGUUCCAUCGGCUUCUACUGGUGAAUCCACGGUGUUCUUCUAUAAGAUGAAAGGGGAUUAUUAUCGCUAUCUGGCCGAAUUUAAGUUUGGUGACGAGAGGAAGGAGGCAGCUGAUCAGUCACUGAAAGCAUAUCAGGCAGCUACUACAACAGCAGAGUCUGAUUUAUCUCCUACGCAUCCCAUCCGGCUGGGUUUGGCCUUGAACUUCUCUGUCUUCUAUUAUGAAAUUAUGAACUCUGCUGAAAGAGCCUGCCACCUCGCGAAGCAAGCUUUUGAUGAAGCUAUCUCAGAGCUGGAUACCUUGAGUGAGGAAUCUUACAAAGAUAGCACAUUGAUCAUGCAACUUCUGAGGGACAACCUCACUCUUUGGACUUCUGACAUCCCAGAGGAUGGAGAAGAAGCCCAGAAGGCAGACAGCUCUGCUAAACCAGGUGGUGGUGAAGAUGCAGAGUGAAGCAGAUGGCACGAGGCCUGUUGCAUAUAAAAGCAGUGGAAGUUACUGCCUGCUUAACUCGAAGGGUAUUCCUAAAAUUUGAUGAGAGAAUUCAAUACUACUCUUUAUCAUAUUUUUCGUACUAUCCGGGUGCUAUUGUUGUGAUAAUAAUUUUCAUGUUUGGAUUAUGUCAAAUCCAAUUUGCAUCCCGAAACCCUUUCCCCUCCUUUGUUGUGUACUAAAUCCAGAGAUCUGCCUUUGUUUUAGUAAAUUGAAUUGAGAGAUUUGUCAAGGUUGCUUUAGCAGGCUGCCUUUUUAAUGAAAUUGUGAUAUUAAUUUUCUGGAGUACUAAAGAUAAA